Pyrenophora tritici-repentis Pt-1C-BFP is the source of this 1689-nucleotide messenger RNA. RefSeq names its product PotE, Amino acid transporter. Gene Ontology annotation, cellular component: membrane. The record is from RefSeq and is a predicted model, not a curated record. Gene Ontology annotation, biological process: amino acid transport; transmembrane transport. Lineage: Eukaryota; Fungi; Ascomycota; Dothideomycetes; Pleosporales; Pleosporaceae. Gene Ontology annotation, molecular function: transmembrane transporter activity.
AUGGUUAUCAGUUCAGACUCCAAAAACGCCGGUUUGAGUGCCACGUCCGUAGACGGGAGCGCACUCCAACCUUCCAUCUCCAGUCGAUCCAAGGCAGCAGAGGCAGCUGGCUACAAUCAGAACCAAACCAUCAUGGCAACAAUCGCAGAUGACGAUGACCGCCUACUCGUGCGCAUUGGAUACACACCUGUUCUGCAAAGACACUUCUCAAGAUGGUCUACCGUCUCCUACGCCAUCUCUAUCCUGGGUGUCUUAGGCUCAGUUCCCGCUACUUUUGGAGCUCCCAUGAGCUCUGGAGGCCCAGCCACAGCAGUAUGGGCCUGGUUCAUUGGUAGCGUCAUGGCAUACUGCAUAGCCAGUUCAGUCGCGGAGUUGGUUUCCGCAUAUCCCACAGCUGGAGGCAUGUACUAUGUUACAAAACACGUCGUGCCACCCGAACACGUUGCACCUUGGGCCUGGAUCAUUGGAUGGUGCAACUUCCUAGGCCAAGCAGCUGGUGUUGCUAGUCUGGCGUAUACAAUCUCCCAAAUGAUAUUGGCAACUGCAGUCAUGCACACCCUAGACGAUGGGGUAUCAACUUUCGAGCCGAAAGCGUACCAGACGGUUCUUCUCGCUAUCUUUGUGCUAUGCAUGUUUGGCACCAUUUGCUCUUUCCCAACAAAUUGGCUUCAUCGCAUCAUCCUAUGGUUUGCACCUAUCAACAUCAUUGCAUCAAUCUGCAUUUGUAUCGCUCUACUCAUUCUCACACCCAACAAACAAAGUGCACAAUGGGUCUUCACAACAGUCACGGAUGGUUCUGGCUGGCAAAGCAAGGGCUUCUCAUUCCUUCUCGGCUUCCUGUCUGUCGCGUGGACCAUGACCGAUUACGACGGCACAACUCACAUGUCGGAAGAGACCCACGAUGCGGCCAUUCGUGGCCCAGUAGCGAUCCGAGCGGCGAUCCUUGUUUCCGGUAUCGUUGGCUGGAUGCUGACAAUAACUUUCUGCUUUUGCAUGACAGACCCCGACGCGAUCAUGGCUACGCCGACCGGUCUUCCGGUUGCCCAGAUCUUCUUCAAUGCUGGCGGCAGGACGGGUGGGACCAUCAUGUGGUUCUUUGUCAUGCUAGUUCAGUUCUUCACCGGUUGCUCAGCCAUGUUGGCAAAUGCGAGAAUGGCCUGGGCUUUUGCUCGUGAUGCAGCUUUUCCAUUUUCGGGUUUCUGGAGCAAGGUCAACGGAUUCACGCAAACCCCAGUAAAUGCAGUGUGGCUCGUCGUAGUCUUUUGCAGCUGCCUCGAUCUCAUCGGCAUUGGAAGCACUCUAACGAUCACGGCCAUAUUCAACAUCACCGCACCCGCCCUGGACAUUAGUUAUAUCGCAGUCAUCAUUGCACACCGAUGGUAUGAAGGCACUGUGGUCUUUCACCCUGGACCAUACACGAUGGGCAGAUGGAGCAAACCGGUCAACGCGAUUGCAGUAACAUGGGUCAUCUUCAUCAGUGUCGUCCUCUUCUUCCCGACUGUCAAGCCAGUAAGACUAGACAACAUGAACUACGCCAUCUGUGUGGCUGCCUUUAUCGGUCUUUUCAGCACAGUGUGGUGGUAUGCAGGAGCGAGGAAAAAGUACACCGGCCCCCGCACAAGCGACACUAUCGACAUGCUUCCACCCGAGGAUCCGGAGGACAUUCUUAGCGAUUACGACCGCCCUUAG